Messenger RNA from Bufo bufo (common toad), 1724 nucleotides. RefSeq names its product E3 ubiquitin-protein ligase TRIM11-like. Lineage: Eukaryota; Metazoa; Chordata; Amphibia; Anura; Bufonidae. Gene Ontology annotation, molecular function: protein binding; zinc ion binding. The record is from RefSeq and is a predicted model, not a curated record. Bases 1 to 1596 code for a protein of 531 amino acids. The transcript has 2 exons.
AUGGCGUCUGCUGAUGUGAAAGACGAGCUGCUCUGCUCCAUCUGUUUAUGUAUUUUUAAGGAUCCUGUAAUGCUGAGAUGUGGACACAACUUCUGCCGAGUCUGUAUUGAUCGUGUACUGGAUACACAGGACGAGUCUGGGGUUUAUACCUGUCCUGAAUGUAGAGAAGAGUUUCAGGAGCGGCCUGCACUGAUGAAGAACAUAAAUCUUCAUAAUGUAGCUGAACAUUUCCUGUUUACUCAGCCAGAUCCAGUGGAGAUCAGCGGGAUCUUGUGCACUUACUGUGUGGACUCUCCUGUACCUGCUGUUAAAUCCUGUCUACACUGUGAGGCUUCUCUGUGUGAGAAACACCUGAGAGUUCACAGCAAGUCAUCAGAACACGUCUUAUCUGACCCCAGCACUUCCCUGGAGAACAGGAAAUGUUCUGUCCAUAAGGAGGUCUUAAAGUAUUACUGCACCGAGGACUCUGCUUGUAUCUGUGUGUCCUGCAGUUUGGCUGGAGAACAUCAGGGACAUCGGGUGGAGAUGCUGGAUGAGGCCUCUGAGAAGAAGAAAGGGAAACUGAGAAAUAUUCUCCAGAAACUGUCCACAAAGCGAGAGGAGACUGAGGAAAGAGUCCAGAACCUGGAGGAACGCUGGAGAAAAGCUCAAGGAAAAGCAUCUGGAGAAGCAGAGAGAGUCACUGCCCUGUUUACAGAUAUCAGGAGACGACUGGACGACCUGGAGAAGAGGGUCCUGAACGAGAUCUCCAGGCAGGAAAUGGAAGAAUCUCUUUCAUUCUCUUCUCUGAUCCAGAAGCUGGAAAUAAAGAAGGACGAGCUGUCCGGGAGGAUGAGACACAUUGAGGAGAUAUGUAACAUGACUGAUCCACUGACUGUCUUACAGGAACCAGAUACAGGAGACUUGUGUGAUCCUGAGGAGGAAGGAGGUGAUGAAGACAUAAAUAGAUGUCUCCAUGAUGUAGAUGAUCUGGAUGUGGCUGUGAUCUCAGACAAAUUACAUACAUUAUGUGACAUAAUAACAGAUAUAAGGAGAGGGAUCUAUAUGGAGGGUCCUGGAGACAUAUUACUGGAUGUAAACACAGCUGCUAAUAAUGUCCUUAUAUCAGACGACCUGAAAACUGCAACCGGGACACAAAAUAAUCAGAAACGUCCAGGAAGAGCAGAGAGAUUCCAGGAUUAUCAGGUGAUGAGCAGCAGGGGAUUUACCUCAGGGCGACAUUACUGGGAUGUGGAGAGCAGUAGAUCAGGGGAUUGGAUGGUGGGGAUGUGUUAUCCCAGUAUAGACAGGAGAGGAGGUCAGUCAUACAUUGGAUAUAAUAACAAGUCCUGGAGUUUGUGGAGGUGUAGUAAUCAGUAUUCAGUGAUACAUGACGGUAAAGAGAUCCAGUUAUCUGACAAGAUCUCCAGUAAUAGAGUCAGGAUAUGUCUGGACUAUGAGGCCGGGCAGCUGUCCUUUUAUGAGCUGUGUGACCCCAUCAGACACUUACACACCUUCACUGCCGCCUUCACCGAGCCCCUUCAUGCUGCAUUAUAUCUAUGGAGAGGUUCUAUAAAGAUAUCAGGGGGGAGCAGAAACUGGGAGAAACCUUCAUAACCUAUGAAAUCUGCCCAGAGACUGGUGACAGUAAAGAGAUCCAGUUAUCUGACGAGAUCUCCAGUAAUAGAGUCAGGAUAUGUCUGGACUAUGAGGCCGGGCAGCUGUCCUUUUAUGAGCUGUGUGAC